UAUUUUAUCAACUGUUUUCAUUCUCUAGUUACACAAUAUAAAUCAUUAUCAUAUCAAUAUAUAUAUAUAUAUAUAUAUGUAUUUAUUUAUCUUUUUGGAAAUGAAAACCCCAUAAAAUGAAGGGCCAUUAAGAUGUUUCAGUGUACAAGCCCGGCUCUGGUUACAGUUUCAGAUGUUGCUUCGGUACUAUAUAUAACACCAUGCAAAGGAACUCUAAUAGGAACUCUGUUUCAUUUCAAGCUUACCUUGGUAAUGACUUUGUUUAGUUUAAUCUAAUGAAAGGUUUGCCCAAAAAGGAACUCUAAUAGGAUUUUCUUAUGAUCUCAAAAUUUUUAUAUAUUCUGAACAAUUUGAGAACUGAUCAUUUGUUUGUGUGAUCCACUUAUGAAUCAGGGGUUUGCGAGGGUGGAGAUGAGAUCAUUGUUUAUGGACUUGACUAUAAAUAACAUUCUUAGAAUGAUGGCUGGGAAACGAUUCUAUGGUGACGGAACAGAGCAAGACGACAAUUCGCGGCGAGUGAGACAUCUGAUUGACGAGGUGGUGGCCAAGGCAGGCGCAGGCAAUGCUAACGAUUAUAUCCCAAUCUUGCGUUGGUUCACAAAUUUUGAAAAACAGGUCAAGAAGUUAGCUGGCCGAGUCGAUGAGUUCUUACAGAGUCUGGUGGAUGAGAAACGUGCUAAUAAAGAAAAGGGCAACACUAUGAUGGAUCACUUGCUUUCUCUCCAAGAAAUGCAGCCAGAUUAUUACACGGAUGUCACUCUGAAAGGAAUCAUAAUAGUUAUGAUUCUUGCUGGAACUGAAACAUUAACAGGGACGUUAGAAUGGGCCAUGUUGAAUUUGUCGAAUCAUCCAGAGGUAUUAAGGAAAGCAAGAACCGAAAUCGAUACCAAGAUCGGUUUUGACCGGUUAAUAGAUGAACCGGAUACUAAAAGUCUCCCUUAUCUCCAAGGGAUUGUGUUGGAGACCUUACGUCUUCACCCGGCAGCUCCGACACUCGUGCCCCACAUGACAUCAGACGAUUGCAUGUUGGCAGGGUACGAUGUUCCACGUGGGACAAUGCUAUUGGUAAACGUUUGGGCUCUGCAUAGAGACCCAUCUGUAUGGGAAGAUCCAGAAAUGUUCAAGCCAGAGAGGUUCGAAAAUGAAAAGGAAAAGCAAAAGGUGUUCUCUUUUGGGAUCGGACGACGAGCUUGUCCCGGGGUCGGGCUAACUCAUCGGCUAGUGAGCUUGGCUCUCGGAUCGAUGGUUCAGUGUUUCGAAUCGGAGAGAACUGGAGAAGAGUAUAUUGAAACUAGAGAAGCACCCAUGAUGUGUCCAGCGACUCUCUUGCUAGCCAUGUGUAAAGCUCGUCCCAUUGUCCAUAAGACUUUCGAUGCUUUUGCUUGAAUGUUGUAACUUUCCUUGAAGGCUAACAUUCAAUGCUUUUGCUUGAGAGCUAAUUUGUCUUUAUGUUCGAAAAUAAUAUAAGAUCAUGUUUCAUUUU
Messenger RNA from Brassica napus (rape), 1483 nucleotides. RefSeq names its product cytochrome P450 81D11-like. Bases 385 to 1386 code for a protein of 333 amino acids. Gene Ontology annotation, molecular function: iron ion binding; monooxygenase activity; heme binding. The transcript has 2 exons. The record is from RefSeq and is a predicted model, not a curated record. NCBI's taxonomy places the organism in Eukaryota, Viridiplantae, Streptophyta, Magnoliopsida, Brassicales, Brassicaceae.